This is a messenger RNA of Centruroides sculpturatus (bark scorpion), 1715 nucleotides long. Its product is annotated as vesicle-associated membrane protein-associated protein B/C-like. Gene Ontology annotation, biological process: endoplasmic reticulum membrane organization. The record is from RefSeq and is a predicted model, not a curated record. The transcript is spliced from 8 exons. Gene Ontology annotation, molecular function: FFAT motif binding. The coding region runs from base 115 to 912 and encodes 265 amino acids. Gene Ontology annotation, cellular component: plasma membrane; endoplasmic reticulum membrane. Lineage: Eukaryota; Metazoa; Arthropoda; Arachnida; Scorpiones; Buthidae.
GAGAUUUAAAAUUUGUUUUCCAAACGAACGCUAUUUUCAAAUUUGUAAUUUGGAAUUUAUACUUUCAGUUAGCAACUGGAAAAUAUAGAUUUAACUUUUAACUCGUAUAUAAACAUGAGUGGUCAAUUAGAAAUUUCACCUUCUCGUUUAAUUUUUAAAGGUCCAUAUAAUAUUGGAUCAGAAACUGAAAUUCUGCUAAAGAAUAAAGAAACUGAAACAGUAUGUUUCAAAAUCAAAGCAAGAGAUCCAAGCAAAUGUCUAGUUUCACCAUCCUUUGGAAGCGUUGAAUCUGAUGAAACGGUUUCAAUUAGGAUUAUACUCUUGCCAGAUGACUCCAACUCGCUAGAAAAAAUGGCACACAAAUUCUUAAUACAAACCAUGCAUCCUCCCAUAAGUGGAAUUGAUCAUGAAAAAAUGUGGACGGAAGCGGAUCCAACAAGCAUCCGAGAAAAAAAGUUGCUAUGUUUCUUUCCUGACGCACCCAACUUGACUUCAUCAACCACCGUUGCGGAAGAAAAGUCAGAUUUGCAGUCGGUUUAUACGUCCAGUAUUACGGAAGACGAAAUAAAUUACUUUAAAAGUUUAAGAGUUGAUAUUGCCAAGCUGACAGAAGGCAUGGGAGAUUUGCAAAAGUCUAACCAUGAAUUAAAGACAGAGCUUUCAUUUUUAAAAUCACAUACAAUUUCUAGAAAUGGAGAUGAAGAUCAAAUAUCGGCAGUCGAAUCAUUACACGGGAAUACGAGCAUAUCCCAAGAUCUUGGAGGUAUAGAGGCAGAAAACACCACUCUUGAAGUUUCAAUAAAACAGGAAAAUCAAUCAGUGUCUUGUUUUCGCUAUACAAUGAUCGCAUCUUUGUGUAUAUUAAAUUUCCUAAUUGGAAUUAUAAUUGAAAAAUGCUUUGACACCGUUUAAAACGUUCAUAACGGGAUAAUUACUAAAUGUUAUUCUAAUUAGAAACGUGUUUAUGUACAGUACACAUUGUACUAUAUAUACAGUAUGCAUCGCGUCAACAUUCUUCUUGAUUUUAAUUGUUAUAUUUAUAUUUUAAUGCAAUAUAACCUUAAAUAAUUUUUCAUUUCAUUAUAAUUACAUUUUUUACAAUUAUCAAACACGAAUUCGUGUUCAUUGUUCGUUCUUUUUUAUCUGAAAAUUAGAUAUUAAAAGUUAGACUAGCAACAGUUUUGCUUCCUGUAAUUUUUAAGUUUUGUUUUAUAUUAUUAUCUUGCAAGAAUCAGUCAUAAAUAGCCGUUGCAAAAACACGGAGUAUGUAAAAUCGAUACUUAUGAAGGAUUCUACUUUACGUUUUUCGCUCUGUGGAUACUGAUUGCAGUGGUGCAUUGUAGCGUCUUAGGGUCCAGGUAAAUUUGAAUUAGGGGCCAGUGUAUAGUGUCGACUUCAGAUUCUUUUCUUCGGAGGAAUUUUUUGGGGAAAAUCUCCCGGAUUCUCUUGGAUUCAAAACUGCCCAUGCCGAAAAAACUAAACAAUUGUAAAUAAAAUUUCAUUAAAACGACACGGUGAGAUAUGACAUUUAUGAACAAUUAUUUUUAAUCCAUAAGAAAAAUUCAUAAAUAACAUACUUACUUGAAUUAAUAUGUACUCAUAAACAACAGUCAUUUGAUAUUGCAAAGAAAAAACAACGUUUUAUAAAUUAAAACAAUUCUUAACAAUACAAUAAAUUGAAAAAAUCGCAAUUACAACGAAAGUUUAAAGAAAAA